GUCUGGCUCUGUGCGGCACCCGCUGCUCGGCCAGAGCGCGCCUUGGCCUCCGCACACCCGCAACCCCUGCCUCCUGCCUCCUGCCACCUGCCCCCUGCCCGACCGGCCCACCCUCCGUGCCCACCCCCUCCGGUGCCCACCCCCUCCGGUGCCCACCCCCUCCGGUGCCCUCGGCCAUGGGUGUGGAGGGCUGCACCAAGUGCAUCAAAUAUCUGCUCUUCGUCUUCAACUUCGUCUUCUGGCUGGCCGGAGGGGUCAUCCUGGGGGUGGCCCUGUGGCUUCGCCAUGACAACCAGACGUCCAGCAUCCUCUACCUGCAGCUCGGGGAGAAGCCGGCCCCCAGCGCCUUCUACAUGGGAAUCUACAUCCUGAUCGCCGUCGGGGCCGUGAUGAUGUUCGUCGGGUUCCUGGGCUGCUUCGGGGCCAUCCAGGAGUCGCAGUGUCUGCUGGGCACGUUCUUCACGUGUCUCGUGAUCCUGUUUGCCUGUGAGGUGGCCGCCGGGAUCUGGGGCUUUGUCAACAAGGACCAGAUCGCCAAGGACGUGAAGCAGUUCUACGACCAGGCGCUGACCCAGGCCGUGAUCGACGAGGACACCACCAACGCCAAAGCCGUCGUCAAGACCUUCCACGAGACGCUGCAAUGCUGUGGAGCCGACUUGCUGAGCACCCUGACCGUCACCCUCGUCCAAAAGAGUCUCUGCCCAGAUGGCAAUGCCAAACUGAUACACUUCACGAGCAACUGUCACCAGAAAAUCGACGAGCUCUUCUCCGGCAAACUGUACCUCAUCGGAAUCGCCGCCAUCGUGGUGGCCGUCAUCAUGAUCUUCGAGAUGAUCCUGAGCAUGGUGCUGUGCUGCGGGAUCCGCAACAGCUCCGUGUACUGAGCCCGCGGGGGCCCCCCGGGACGGUACGCCUGUGUACAUAGACCCGUCCCCCCCACCCCCCCAAAACCACUCGACACCUAGCCUUUCUACCGGCCUUUCCCGGUCCCGUUUAUAAAGGAACGCCCGCCUGCCCCCGCGCCGCCCCCCGCCCCGGCCCGGCCCCUCGCCCCGUCCGCCCCCCGGGACCCGGGCGGCCCCGGCCGGGGGGGACGGCGGAGGGGAGGGGGACGCGGGGAGAGCGGCCCCCGUCCUCCGGGUCCGGGGGGGACCACCCUGAGCCCUGCGGGGCGGGGAGGGGGCCCCUCCCCGACACCCUCGCCCCCGACCCGGCCCGGACGACGCUUCCCCCCCGCUCAGCCCGGCUCGCCGCCCGCCCCCCGCCAAAUCCCCGGGGUCGGGGCGGGGGGGGGCGUCCGCUCUCCCAGACCCUCUCUUCCCCGGGGUCGGGGGGGAGACGGACCCCCUUCCCUCCCCGGUCGCCCCCCUCGCUGAAUACGAAGAAAAAUUAAAAGUCGUUUAAAACCCGAA
Molecule: messenger RNA, 1412 nt
Organism: Ornithorhynchus anatinus (platypus)
Lineage: Eukaryota; Metazoa; Chordata; Mammalia; Monotremata; Ornithorhynchidae
Gene: CD81
Product: CD81 molecule
Exons: 8
Coding region: 177-884 (235 amino acids)
Cellular component (GO): membrane
Source: RefSeq, a predicted model, not a curated record